UAUAAUAUAGUCAUAGGCUAAGGCUUUCAAAGCUGAAACUAAAGAAAAUCAUGGAUGAGUUUCUUGACAAUAGGCCCAGCUUCUUCAAGAUCAUCUUUGAAGGCCAUACCACUGAAAGCAUGCGAAUCCCACCAAAGUUUGUGAAGCAUUUACCAAUAGAGUUGCCUGAUCAAGCAAUUCUCAAGGGUCCCUCUGGUGAAAAGUGGCAUGUUAAACUAUGCAAGACUGAAGAUGGCAUAUAUUUGAAAGAUGGUUGGCAACAGUUCUUUCGAGAUCACUCCUUGGGGGAUAAUGAGUGGUUGCUUUUCAGAUAUAAUGGAGAUUUGUGUUUCAAUGUGCACAUUUUUGGAAAAAAUGGAUGUGAGAAAGUUGAUGCUUCAUCUACCAAGGCAAAUCAUGAAACUGCCUCCUCCAGUGGUAAAAGGCCACGAGGUAGACCAAGAAAAACCCCUCAUGGUUUAGUUCCCCUUCAUGAUGGCAAAGUCAUUCUAGGUCAACAGUGCAAUUCGAUUGAAACAAAUCGAUCAAAGAUUUGUAAAGUGGCAGAUUCUUUUACCUCUGACUUUCCUUACUUCAAGUGCUGCAUCAAUAAAAGCAGUGUAGUAGAGUUCCUCCAAACAGUCCCCACUAUCUUUGCUAGGAAUCACCUUCCUCAAAGCAGUACGAAGAUCAUCCUACGGAAUUCAGAAGAUAAAUCUUGGGAGAUGAAUUAUAUCAACAAUGGGAAGAAUCAUAAGUUUUCUAGAGGGUGGAAAGACUUUGUCUGUGAUAACAAGCUCAAGGUUGGUGAUAUCUGCAUAUUUGAGCUCGUGGCCAAAAAUGAAAUGUGCGUCCAUAUUUUUCCAGUAGACUAAAAAUUCAGAUUGGAACUUGUUAAAGAGUCUAAUCAAGGUGUUAAUCUAGUAUAGGCUUUAUCGCAGUAGCUUCAUUAUUCUCAGUGGCAGUUAAAUUAGAUCUGCGUUAUCUCUUGUAUAAGCACUUAUUAACAUGGUCAUAUAUUGGUACUUAUAAACUGUUCUUAUUUUUGCUUAAUCUAGUUAAGGCAUUUUAGAGUA
Messenger RNA from Quercus lobata, 1055 nucleotides. RefSeq names its product B3 domain-containing protein Os01g0723500-like. NCBI's taxonomy places the organism in Eukaryota, Viridiplantae, Streptophyta, Magnoliopsida, Fagales, Fagaceae. The transcript has 4 exons. Gene Ontology annotation, molecular function: DNA binding. Bases 51 to 854 code for a protein of 267 amino acids. The record is from RefSeq and is a predicted model, not a curated record.